This is a messenger RNA of Penicillium pulvis, 1368 nucleotides long. RefSeq lists its product as uncharacterized. The record is from RefSeq and is a predicted model, not a curated record. The transcript has a single exon. Bases 1 to 1368 code for a protein of 455 amino acids. NCBI's taxonomy places the organism in Eukaryota, Fungi, Ascomycota, Eurotiomycetes, Eurotiales, Aspergillaceae.
AUGCCUCAAAUUUCUAACACACCAGAAUCUUUGCUUCCUCGCUCAGAUUCCAGGAAUCCAGCAACCACAUGUAGAGGUAUUACGGCCCAAGGCCGACCUUGCCGCCGGGCCUUGGCGUCUUCGCCAUCUCCAUCUCCAGCAUCUUCUCCACGAAAGAGAGGUGCUCAACAUGAUGUUCCAGACUUGGUCUCUCUGUACUGCUGGCAGCAUCAGGACCAAGCUGCAUCAUCGUCAUCCACGAUAGUGAAUGAUAACAUUGCACCGGCCAAGCCGAGGACCAGCAUUGACACGCUGAUGGAUCGACUCGGCGUGCUAGAACUCAAAGAUGAGAAAAACCAGAAGCGGCGAACCCAGAGCGGGUUUGGUGAAAAGCGCCGGCCUCGCCCGAAGAAGACUUUUUGCUGCUUCGAUAUUGUGGACGAGAGUGGCGAAGAUUAUCGCCCGGCUAAACCGGUACAAAAGCCCAUGCAGACUCGUCCAUCGCAGGCUACGCCUACUUCUCAAAAUUCGCAUCAAAAAGUAUCUUCUGCUGGACGUCCACAAAGCGGGCGUGCCCCUUCAUCAGGACAGCGAGUAUCCUCCGCUUCACGGCCACAGUUGCGGCCCUCACAGGCCAACCCGAGGAAAUCCUCCUCUGCAUCGCAAACCCAGUCUCUAUUGUCAUGGAUUCCCACGACACUUUCUCCACAGACAACUUCUUCAGUCCUCACGGAGCUAGCCAAGCCAAUCUCCAGUGCUGAUGAAGAGGGCUAUAUCUAUAUGUUCUGGGUAACGCCCCCAAGUACAACGACGCGCAGCGAUACAGGAGCGUCAGUACCAAGAGAAAUCGCCUCAUCACUGCUCCCAGGACCAUCAGGAAGCAACAAUCUCCGUCCACCAACCCAGCCUCGCAGUGUAAGCGAUGCCAUCAAUGCCGCGCGAGACAUCAACGCUCUUACCACAAACCCAACGUCUACCACGCCAGGCACAAUCCGUUUGAAAAUUGGACGCACAAGUAACGUGCACCGCCGGAUGAACGAAUGGACCCGCCAAUGCUCCUACGAUCUGACCUUGAUCCGAUACUAUCCUUACACGCCAUCUUCAUCUGCGUCUUCUUCCCCAGCUAGGGUGCCUGUUUCUAAGCAGGCUGGUCGCAGUAAUGGUUCAGAUACCAUUUUGAUACCGGGUAGAAAAGUCCCGCAUGUGCAUCGUGUUGAGCGCUUGAUUCAUCUCGAGUUGGCGGACAUCCGGAUGCGUGAUCUGGGUCGAUGUCCGGAGUGUGGUAAGGAGCAUCGGGAGUGGUUUGAAGUUGAAGCUGAGAAGGAGGCGUUGCGGAAGGUAGAUGAGUGCGUGCGGCGGUGGAUCUCAUGGGCUGAAUCUGUGAACUGA